This is a messenger RNA of Leishmania mexicana MHOM/GT/2001/U1103, 1113 nucleotides long. RefSeq lists its product as hypothetical. NCBI's taxonomy places the organism in Eukaryota, Euglenozoa, Kinetoplastea, Trypanosomatida, Trypanosomatidae. The record is from RefSeq and is a predicted model, not a curated record. Bases 1 to 1113 code for a protein of 370 amino acids. The transcript has a single exon.
AUGAACUCGCACAAACAGAAGCGCACCCGCUCCAAGCGCCUCAUUCGGCCCCACAGCACGUCCACCACCACACACCACUCUCCAGCUCUUCUUUCCCAAAUCACUACUCCAGCUUCUGCGUCACGGAUGCGCUUUGUCCGCCCCGCCACACACGCGGCGCCGCACGGCCGCGGCUGGUACGAGGCAAUCCCAGAGCGUCUGAAGGUGACAAUCGACGACUACUUCAGCGAGGCCACGCACUGCUACGACAAUGAGGGGAAGGAGUGCGCUCGCAUGACGUGCUUGAUUGCUCCGCACGCCGGUAUGAGCUACUCCGGCCGCACCGCCGCUGAGGCCUUCGCGGUUUUUCGUGAAUACCUCUACGCAAAAGGGUCCAAAGGCUGCGAACUGGAGCGCAUCUUUAUCCUUGGGCCGUCGCAUACAAAAGGCUUUGAAGGGUGCGAGCUCUCCGCCGCCAGUGCGUACGAGACGCCAUUUGGAUCGUUGAAGGUGGACACAGCUGCCGUGGAUCUUGUGAUAACGGAUUUGCGCAAGGCAGGCGUGGGGGCGGCCACGGCGUCUCGCCGCACGGACGAGGCGGAGCACUCGAUCGAGAUGGAGACUCCUUACCUCUCCCACAUUCUUCACUACCCGCCAACGACGACCGGCGCGCCGGCGCAGCCGGCAGCGGGGCGCGUCUCAAUCGUGCCCAUUAUCGUUGGCUGGACCACCAGGCAGGACGAAAAGGCCAUUUACGACGUGCUCAAGCCGUACAUGGACGAUGCUCGCAAUUUCUUCAUCUUCAGCUCUGAUUUCUGCCACUGGGGCGAGCGCUUCUCGUACACGUACCACUACAAGCGCUCCGAGUAUCCGCAUAUCGGCGACUCUAUCAUCGCCAUGGACCACGCCGCCAUGGAGCUGCUGGAGAAGCGCGACUUGGAGAAGUGGUAUGCCUACCUGCAGAUCACCAAGAACACAAUAUGCGGACGAGCGCCGAUUAGCAUUGGCAUGCAGCGCUGGGCAAAUGAGGUGAACAAGGCGCAGGUGAAGUUUGUGCACUACUCGCAGUCGAACAAGUGCAAGGACGCAGACGACUCAUCUGUGAGCUACGCCGCUGCCAUCAUUAUGGAGUAG